Messenger RNA from Cyprinodon tularosa, 2566 nucleotides. It is a transcript of the gene e4f1, whose product is annotated as E4F transcription factor 1. Gene Ontology annotation, molecular function: RNA polymerase II cis-regulatory region sequence-specific DNA binding; DNA-binding transcription factor activity, RNA polymerase II-specific. Lineage: Eukaryota; Metazoa; Chordata; Actinopteri; Cyprinodontiformes; Cyprinodontidae. Bases 16 to 2331 code for a protein of 771 amino acids. Gene Ontology annotation, cellular component: nucleus. The record is from RefSeq and is a predicted model, not a curated record. The transcript is spliced from 14 exons. Gene Ontology annotation, biological process: regulation of transcription by RNA polymerase II.
GGUCGUAAAUCCGCCAUGUUUGCUCCCGCCCCGCCGCUGCGCUGCGUUGCGACAGAGACGGAGAAGUCAAACGACAUGAAUGCAGAAAAUAAUCAUACGGCAGAAACAGAGACGGAGCAAACGACGAACGGCAUCGACACCAUCACCAUCCAGACUACUCUGGGAGACGAAGACGAUGAUGUCCACAAGUGCGGGCGGUGUCAGAGCGAGUUCUCCAGCCUGGAUGCGUUCAUCCAGCACAAACUGCAGCAGAGCUGCAAACGGCUGGAGACCCAGGAGGCCGAACAGCAGGUCUCUUCACACACUGGAAGCUCUACUGCCAAGAUAAAAGCUCAAGAUGAAUCUGCUGGUCUCAUGGGUCGAGGUCACAGGAAGAAAACUGCAUCUGUUAAAGUUGCCGAUCAGCCUGACAAAAGCACAGAGUUUGUGUCUGAAAACGCUGACGGCGAACGGCAGACUUUCAGAGUUAAUCAAGAGGGGCGUUAUGUUUGCCACCUUUGUGAAAAAACAUUUAAAACUACCAACAUCUUGAGGACUCAUAUGAAAACUCACAGUGACCAAAAGAAUUUCUCAUGUGAACUGUGUGGGACUUUAUUUCGUACCAAAGGCUCGCUGAUUCGUCACAACCGCCGGCACACAGAUGAGCGGCCAUAUCGGUGUACCCUCUGCGGACAAUCCUUCAGAGAGUCGGGGGCUCUCACCAGGCACCUUAAAUCUCUGACUCCCUGCACAGAGAAGAUCCGCUUCUUCCAGUAUAAGGAAAUCCUCGUCAGCAAGGAUGGGGUGCAGAAAGGUGUUGAAGCUGAUCGAACCCCAGCAGUGUCCCAACAAGAGGUGGUUGUUGUGGAGCAGCAAGCAGAGGAGCAGGAGACAGUUGAGGCUCAGACUGCUGUGGUCAGCGUGGUGGGGGCCGAUUCCCAAGAGAUCCUCCGUGAGGUUCACUUUACAAUGGAGGUGGAUGGAACAACACAGGAGCAGCAGGUGGUGGUCGACCAGUCUCAGGCUGAUGCUCUGGCUGUGGCCGCCGCUGCAGGUGAAAGCCUCAUCUGCCAGGCCAUCAUCAACUCCGGCAUCGCACUGGGCACGGAGGAAACGGUGGUGGAGGAGGAAGCUUCUCAGAACACACAGGAGGUGGAGAAGGACAUCUCUGACACGGUUAAUGAGGAUCAGAGUGUGAUCGAGAUUCAGGUUAAAGAAGAGUUUGAAGAGAUGGAGGAAGAAACAGCUGGCGACCGAGGAUCCUCUAAACUAUAUACUUGUCCACACUGUAACCGGUCAUUUAAAGGCGCAAAUUAUUUCCGUUUUCAUGUCAAAGGUCAUUCAGGUUAUAAACCUUUUAAGUGCACAAUAUGUCAGAAGGAGUUUCUAACCGGCUACCUGUUAAAGAAACACAUGGAGGUCCACGUCAGCGAGAGGAGGUAUAAAUGCGGUGAAUGCGGCAAGCUGUACAAAACUAUCGGACAUGUACGGGAACACAUGAGGGCCCAUUCAGAUGAAAGACCCUACCACUGUCACCGAUGCAACAAGGGAUAUAAAACCAAGAAUGCACUACAAGUUCACCAACGGACCCACGGUGAUGAGAAACCCUAUGUUUGUGAGUUCUGCUUCCGAGGCUUUAGAGAAAAAGGCUCCCUGGUGCGACACAUUCGGCACCACACCGGAGAGAGGCCAUUUAAGUGCCCUAAGUGUGGGCGGGGCUUCGCUGAGCAUGGGACUCUCAACCGACACAUGCGGGCUAAAGGGGGCUGCAAUAAAGAGAACUCCAAGGAGCAGCAGGGCUCUGCGGUAGAGGAGCAGGUGUCUGCAGACAGCCUCAGCGCAGAAGAAGUCAACGUGGAAGAUCCUCACACUGUCCUGGUGGAGUUCUCCUCAGUGGUGGCACACACACAGGAUUAUAUUAUAAAGACUGAAACCGGAGAGGGAAUUCAGGAAGAAGUUACGCUCAUUCAGGACAGCCAAAAUGAGAUGGGAAACCAGAUCAUGAAAGUGGUGCAGCAAAUGGUCAGCCAGUCCCAGGGCGCGGGCAGCCAUCAGAUCAUAGUGCGAAACGUUGGAGCAGACGAAGAAGGGGCCUCCAUCUCUGACUGCGGGGACACCAUCACCAUCGCCACGCCGGAGAGCCUGACUGAACAGGUGGCCAUGACACUGGCCUCUGCCAUCAGCGAUGGGACGUUGCUGGCCACGUCACGUGCUGCUGAGGACAUUGAGGGGACUGUUACUAUGGUUACAACAGAGGAAGCAGUUGAGCAGGGAAUACAGAUGGUGCAGCAGCAAGAGGAGUAUGUCAUCACCUCCCCAGAGGAGGUAGAGAUUCAGACAGUUGUUUUAUGAUCAAAUAACUCUUUUGGCUUUAGCUGCUGCCUGCUUUGAUCUUUAUGUAUGUGGAUGAGUAAGUGAUGCAUUUCAGGCCAAAGUUUUACAAUGCUCACAGGGACAGAACUGUAAUAGAAUACAUUUAGGGGGAAAUGGUUUAUUAAGUAACUCCUCCUAUCAAUGCAUUUGAUGUGACUUUUGUGUUAAAUCAAAUAAACAGUGUUUAUUAUAGGUGUUGCAUCCAAACUGAAUG